Trachemys scripta elegans is the source of this 615-nucleotide messenger RNA. RefSeq lists its product as uncharacterized. NCBI's taxonomy places the organism in Eukaryota, Metazoa, Chordata, Testudines, Emydidae. Bases 1 to 615 code for a protein of 204 amino acids. The transcript has 4 exons. The record is from RefSeq and is a predicted model, not a curated record.
AUGGACUCCUUCACCACCCCCGUGAGAACUUCGGACUUUGUUUUAGCCCCGAGGGUCUUUGACCAUCCGCGGAGAAAACGCUACAUCAGCGGCAGUUCCAAGGAGGACCCUCUGACCCAACCGUUGCUGGAUACGCCGAAACCCGACUCCGAAACCCUUGUGAGACACCCCGAUGAGCGUGGCGGUCUCUCUUUGUCCACCCCCUCAGAGGUGGAAGGCGAUUGCGGCUCGGGGGAGUCACCGGCAGACAAGGCGAACGGAAAAGACGGCGCUCAGCUCGACGAUGCCUUUCUAGAGGACCCGGACAGCGAUGCAUCAAGCAGCGAAGAUGAACUGGCCCCACCAUGUUUUUGCUCAACGCCAAUACAAGUUGUUGAAGAGGACUCUGAGGAUGAUGGCUAUGAGGAGUUUAGGAGGCGGCUUGGCAUAGAACUAACUGAGCCAGUGCCACGUCGUGAGCGUAAAAAAGUCAUGCGGACUAUUGUACGCAUUGCUGUUUAUGCUAUCCUUAAACACUGCCUUAGGGAAAAGCUUUUUGAAGAUUGCCUAAGCACACAUGAGGGGGAACAGAACAAGCGUGUGCCUGCAACACUUUAUCGCAUAGUGAAAGCCUGA